This is a messenger RNA of Asparagus officinalis (garden asparagus), 1365 nucleotides long. RefSeq names its product probable serine/threonine-protein kinase PBL11. The coding region runs from base 26 to 1267 and encodes 413 amino acids. Lineage: Eukaryota; Viridiplantae; Streptophyta; Magnoliopsida; Asparagales; Asparagaceae. Gene Ontology annotation, molecular function: ATP binding; protein kinase activity. Gene Ontology annotation, biological process: protein phosphorylation. The record is from RefSeq and is a predicted model, not a curated record. The transcript has 6 exons.
GGAUAUAAGGGGGAAAACAAGGGAAAUGGGGAACUGCAUGGGCUUUUCUAGGAAAUCUUUGAGCCCUCCCAACACCAAGCUGUGUAGAAGUUCUCCAGAACCUUCAACUUCAAAGGCUAGCAACCAAAGAACUACUGAUCAGCCUGCGGGAAAGUCUACAAGUAGAGAAAAGGUUCGGCCAGUAGAUCAAAAUCUUCAAGCUGGGAACCUAAGAGUGUACUCAUUAGCAGAGCUCAAGAUGGCUACCGAGAAUUUUAAGCCCCAAGCAAUUAUUGGUGAAGGAGAGUUUGGCAAAGUAUUCAAAGGAUGGGUGGAUAAAAACACUCUGAACCCUGCAAUCAGUGGCAAUGGGAUGCCGAUCGCUGUGAAAAGAUACUAUUUGGAGAAUAUGCAAGGGUUGGAGGAAUGGCUGUCUGAAAUUAGGUUUUCGGGGAAGCUUUCACACCCAAAUGUGGUUAAACUCUUAGGAUGUUGCAGAAAGGACAGAGAGCUUGUUCUUGUAUAUGAAUUUAUGCAACUGGGAAGCUUAGAGAAACACCUAUUUGCAAGCGGAAAAGGGUUUAAGUUGCUCUCUUGGAGCACACGGCUGAAAAUAGCCAUCAAUGCAGCUCAAGGACUUGCAUUCUUACACAAUUUAGAUAAACAAGUCAUCUACCGCAAUUUCAAAACCUCAAACAUCCUACUUGAUUCGGGUUACAAUGCCAAGCUAUCUGAUUUCGGUUUGGCGAAAAAUGGGCCAACUGAUGAAGCCUCUCAUGUAAUCACCAAACUUAAGGGUACCUAUGGAUAUGCCGCCCCAGAAUAUGUAGCCACAGGACACUUGUACGUGAAGAGUGAUGUGUACAGCUUUGGAGUAGUACUACUUGAGAUUCUUUCCGGUAAACGAGCAUUCGAUCCAAUUCGAUCAAACGGAAAGCAAUACUUAGUUGACUGGGCUAAGCCAUACUUAUCGAAUUACAUAAAACUCACUCGUGUUAUGGAUCCUAACCUCAAGGGACAAUAUCCGUCGAAAGGAGCUCUUCAAGUGUCUCAGCUUAUAUUGAGGUGUCUUUCUUAUGAUAGAAAGGCGAGGCCUUCAAUGAGAGAAGUCGUGGAGGUUCUUGAGCAAGUUGAAGAAAUGGAAGUGAAAGAGUCAUCAAAGUCGUCAUGGGGUUGUAACAGGGGUCAGGAUUCUGUGUCUCACCCGCUACCGCUUCCUUUAAGGCGUAAUGGUGCUCAUGUUAAGGUUGCACACCGUUCUUCAAAAGUUAGACGAUAUGUAGCAUAGUUUCUGUGUUUUGAAACGGAUGUUGAUGUGUUAUGUGUUUUUGUAUUCAAUUUGAAUUAACAGAAUGAUCCAAAAAAAAGAAAGGCAAUAUGAUCAGU